This is a messenger RNA of Aspergillus lentulus, 576 nucleotides long. Lineage: Eukaryota; Fungi; Ascomycota; Eurotiomycetes; Eurotiales; Aspergillaceae. The record is from RefSeq and is a predicted model, not a curated record.
AUGUCUCUCGAAUCCCACACCCAGCAGCUCACGCAAUCGCUCGCCCAAGCCAACCUCACCCCCGGCUUACUCCCUUUCCUCCCCGCAGACUUCAAACCCACCAUCCAGCUCCACGUCUCAUUCAACGAUAAACCCGUUUCCUUGGGGAAUCUCUUCCGCGCAAGUGAAUGCAAGACAGCUCCAACUGUAUCCUUUUCCAAAGAGGAGAGUAAUCAACCCUCUUCAACAAGGUAUACCCUCCUCCUAGUUGACCCCGACGCGCCUACACCCGACGACCCCAAAUUCGCCUUCUGGAGACACUGGGUCGUCUCGGGAUUGAAGGCCGCGGAGGCGGACAGCGGCACCGCAUUGACGGAAUAUCUGGGUCCUGGGCCGAAAGAUGAUUCACGCCCGCACCGGUAUCUAUUCCUGCUAUUCCGAGAGCCCGCGGGGUUCGCGCUGACGAAGGAGGAUGUUGGCGGGGAGGAAUUUACUGCGAGGCGGUCGUUUAAGGUUGCAGAGUGGGUUGAGAGGCACGGGUUGCAGUUGGUCGGGGUGAAUUGGAUGUUGGGGGCUGGGGAUGGAUGGACAGAGUGA